Messenger RNA from Ceratina calcarata, 1171 nucleotides. RefSeq lists its product as uncharacterized. The record is from RefSeq and is a predicted model, not a curated record. The annotation marks the transcript as partial. The transcript is spliced from 5 exons. Lineage: Eukaryota; Metazoa; Arthropoda; Insecta; Hymenoptera; Apidae.
AUGCCCCAAUAUAUACGAGCUAUUCAGGAUUUAAAUGGCUCAAGGUUACCGCAGAUCGACUGCAUGAUCUGCUUUCAAUCUGCGGCCAAUCUGCUUCAAGAUUCCGGCACCUGGCGCUGCUUUCAAUCUGCUGACUAUCUGCUUCAACAUUCCGGCACCAGGAUCUACUUCCAAAAUGGAACUUACAUGCAGACACAGAUGGCUGCGUAUUUGGAAACAGAUCUAUGCCGUUGGAAGGACCAGAAACGUUCUAGGAUGUGGCUAAAUUUAAUAGGAAAUCAAAAAUUAUUCAGUUUGGAUCUGGUCCGAGUGUACAAAAAUUAUCGUGUUUGUCAUUCACACUUCAGGCCGGAAGACAAAUCUUCAAAUAUGUAUUUAAUAUGCAGCACACUACCAUCACAGAAUUUGCCACAGAUUGAGAAUUUGGAAAUGGCACCCGGUACAUCAAAAAUAUUAAACGUUGAAGAGAUCCCGAGUACAUCAACUACUGUGGAGAUGCCGACUACAUCGAGUGGAAUAUUGAAUAUUGAGGAAAUGCCGACUACAUCGUCGGAAAUAUUGAAUUCAUUACCGGGUACAUCAACGGGAUCUGAAACAGUACCAAGUACAUCGGCAUCUGAUAGUGCAUUGGCUUCGCAUGUGAAACGUACGUAUACUAAUUUGUUUGAGAAGCAUGCAAUAGUGUGUGAUCAGGGCUCGAACAGACAAAUAUACCUAAGAAACGAACAAGAACCCCGUCGCCGUAUGUUAAUUGCUAAUUCGGAGAUUGUGCCUCUAUACGACGUGCCGCACCUAUUAAAAGGAAUCAGAAACAAUUUAUUAAAAAAGAAUUUAAUAUGGAUCACACACGAAGGACGGGUUGAGGCGAAAUGGGACGACGUUGUAACGGCAUACAAGAUUGAUUUAUCCAGUGGACGCCUUAGACGUCUACCACGAAUAACGGAGGGCCACGUUAUUCCGGAUAAAAUAAAUAAAAUGAAAGUUAUACACGCGGCACGUAUAUUGAGUUAUUCAAUGGCCCUGGCCAUUACUUAUAUGGCUCAACAUAACGAAUCGGACAGUAGCGGAUUAUACACAAUGAGGACAACAGCUUUCGGGACGGGGGAGAUUAUUAACUUCUUCGACGAAUUGUUUGACAGCAUCAAUGGAAAUACUUUAAGGGAUCCAAGAG